AUGCGUUUCUAUUGUCAUUGUCUCAAUAUUAACAUUGAUGUUUUGGAAACAGCCGAUGAUCAAGAAACGCUGACACAAUUCGUACCCAUUGAUCUGGAACAAUAUGUCAAUAUUUCACACGAAUGGUACGUGUGCGAUGUGCCAUCGGAUCAAUCGGUACAUAUUGCAUGGCAAAGUCUUCUCCAAACAAUACCUGUGCGCGACAUGAAAUUGAACCGGUGCUUAGGCUGUAAUCUUUAUACACAUGUUUCAAAUAUUACAGCAAGUCGAAUGUUAAUUAGCAAAGAUCUUUUGGAUGAAACAACAGUUAGUGCAGUUUAUCGAGAUCCGAAUUAUUCGAAACUAGCACGUAUAGUAUUGCCAGACAUGUUGAGCAGUUUAAACAUGACAAAAUCUUCCGGUUCACAAGAUGAAAAUGUUCAACGUGAAUCUGUAUUAGCUCAACAAGUCUUUCGACAAUCAGUAGAAAAUAUCGAACGAGAAACCGAAGAAAAAAUCCGAAUGUAUCAACGAGAACAGGAACAAUUGUUGGAAUCAAAACGAGAUUCGUUAAAAAAAGAAUUAGAUGUAUUCUUAAGCUUAAUGCGUUCAGCAUCUCGACAAAACUCAAGUGCCAAAGGAUCACCAACAUUACAAACAUCGAGUUCAUAUAUUAAUGAAAACAGUACGGAGUCAGGACUUGGUUCGGAUAUUUUUGAUGUUGGUGCCGGAGAAUUGGGUCGACAUUCAUCGACAAUGGAACGGAUCUUUUCGGAACGAAAUGCUGCACUCGAUGAUGAAUCAAACGAUGAUCCUAUGCUUGAUAAUCGAGGUUGGUAUAUAGAAAAUAGUAACACGUCCAAUUUUGCAACGUCAGUACCACGAGAUAUUAUUCUUCGUCCUUCAACUGCAUAUGCCGUUCCUCGUCAAGAUGAUGAUAGUAGUGAUGAUCUUGAACGUAUUGGAAAAUCGUUUCGUGAUUUAAGUCGAUCAAUGUGUACAGAUGGCACAGAAUUGUUUGGUGAACUUCCUUCACCUAGACUUAAUUCACGACAAACAUGA
Adineta ricciae is the source of this 1041-nucleotide messenger RNA. Lineage: Eukaryota; Metazoa; Rotifera; Eurotatoria; Adinetida; Adinetidae. The record is from the annotation of a GenBank genome assembly.